AUGCCAUCAACUGGAAAAAUUAUGGGUUCUGUACUACUGCUUGGUUUGGUGAUUUGCCUUUUGGCAGUAUCAGUAAGGGGAAACCCUGACCAGGGACUGAAGAAAGAAAAAUAUGCAAAAGGAAAAUAUAGUAAAAUCUUUGAAGAAAUAACAGGUGCUCCAGAAUUUUGCCAUAAAAGAGCCUGUCCCAAAUACACUCCGGAAUAUGAACUGAGAUAUUAUGAAGAAAGCAAGUGGCUGUCCAUAAACAAGUCUGCAAAUGCUAAUGAUACAAGAAGCCUGUUUAUGACUUUGUUUCGUUACAUCACAGGCAAUAAUUCAGAAAAUCAAACUAUUGCAAUGACCGUUCCUGUUCUAAAGAAAAUACUUCCAAAUGAAAAUAUGGUUCUGUCAUUUUAUAUAACUCAACCAAAUGCCCCAAAACCAAAUGAUCCAAGACUUUAUUUUGAGACUUUUCCAGCACAGAAUGUUUAUGGAAGAGUUUUUGGUGGUUUUGCCAAGAAAAAAGAUAAUGAAGAAAACAAACAGAAAUUGAUUGAUGCCGUUGGUGCAAGCAAAGUUGAAAGUAACUUUUAUUUUGUUGCUUCCUACGAUGCUCCCUGGGUUCAAAAUGAUCGUCAUAAUGAAAUAUGGUUGCUUGCCAAGAACUGA
This is a messenger RNA of Acanthosepion pharaonis, 651 nucleotides long. Lineage: Eukaryota; Metazoa; Mollusca; Cephalopoda; Sepiida; Sepiidae. The record is from the annotation of a GenBank genome assembly.